AUAUGUGCUCUUCAUUCGGUCACAAUAUAAUGGUUUAUGCGGAUCCAGACUCCUGGUCUACAUGGUAUAUGAUUGCCCGUGAUGAUAAAGAAAAAAUGAGUGCUCUAGUACAGGCUUUGGGUCAGGAUGUCGAUCUUGAAAAUUAUUACGUACCACUUGACAUCUUAGAAAAGGCGGAUUUUACUGUGUACCACACUAAACAACAAGUUGGCGACUUUGUUAUGGUGCCGUCUGAAUGUUGUCAUGAAGUUAUCAAUGUGGGCUCUUGUACGAUAAAAGUCUCAUGGAAUAGGAUAACUCCAUAUUCUGCAUAUCUGGGUGUUACGGGUGCUGUACCUAGCUACCAGAGGGUAUUACGUCCUGAGACAUAUCAAUUGAAGCGACUUGUCUUCGAGAGUUUAAGUAAAUGGACUGAGGCGAUAUCCAAGAAUUUACGUUCAUCAGCUGAUAAUUCGUCACCCAGCUUUGAUUUCGUCACUCGAAUUGAAAAUGCACCUGGUAGAGAUCUUCGGACUGAGUACAAAUUUUUAAUGACCGCGUACAAAUACAUUUUAGAACAAGAAUGGGUUUCCAAUGAUUAUUGGAAUGAUGGUGUUCAUUUUCCAUUGACUCCAGACAACAAAUCACACAUGUCAUGCGAUUUUUGUCAUUGUGAUUUGUGGAAUCGUCACGUUCAUUGUUAUGAUUGUAUUACAGAAGCUGGCGUUAAUUACGACAUAUGUCUUAAUUGUUAUGCAAAUGGUCGCGCAUGUUCUCAUUUGAUGCAAAUUCGUAAAGGUCGAAAAAUGAAACGACUUCGUGAUGUUUAUACUCAUGCAAAGGAUACCUUUGAAAGAAAAUUUGGAAAAGACGAUGAAUUAGUUGAUCUUAACGAUUUAACGAAUGAUUCAGAAGCCACUUUGGCAUACAUUCGUUGGAAAACAGCUGACAGUGGUGAAGAUAUGGGGUCUUACGAUUUAAAGUCCAAAUUACCAAAGAAGGUCUACAUGCAACCAUACUGGCCACAAGCUCGUCGCAGUGAUGAAGAAUCUGCAAAAAAGAAGUUGGAAAAACCCAGAAAGAAGAGGAGCCGCAAAUCUAAGGCCACACAAGUUAAUUCAGACAGUCAAACUGCUAUGACUGAUGUCAAUGUUAAACCUCUACAUGACAGUGACUUAUCUAACUACGAAUCCGAUAGUCUCCCUACAAAGGUUCAUACAGAGAAGAAGAAAUUCCGCCAAGAAUCUUUGAAGUCUGCUAAUAGUUCUAAAAAUAGUGUUGAAAAGAUUGCUUCAACUAGAAAAAGGAAAUCUCAUAAAGUGACUGACAAAUCUCUGGAAGAUUACGAAACUGAAAGUUCCCCUGCUAAAAAGAAACCGCAUCGAAGAGUUAAUCAAUCUUCAAAAGCAGACAGCAGUUCCACUAAAUCCGUUUCCAAAAAGAAAGAUUUGCAGGAAUAUGAACAAUCUUUGAAAGGUGAUGAAUCAGUUGUUGUUUCUACUAACGGUAACAAACGAUCGCGGAAUAGCAAAAAACAUAAACCCGUUCUAAAUAAACGAAAUCGAAUGACGGAUGAAG
This is a messenger RNA of Racocetra persica, 1557 nucleotides long. NCBI's taxonomy places the organism in Eukaryota, Fungi, Glomeromycota, Glomeromycetes, Diversisporales, Gigasporaceae. The record is from the annotation of a GenBank genome assembly.